GACAAACAAACCACAACCUCACGGUCCUCACCUUCCUUCUCAAGCUUCCAACAAGCUCAAGCAGCAUUCAAACUCCUGCUCUCACAAUACAAGCUCUCUACCAAUUCAGAGCCAUUGUACCAAUAAUACCACCCUCAACCGACGAAUAAAAAUCCCAAUGGCCUCCACAACAUUCACCCUCGCCCGAACGACGCUCACCCGCAGCUCCCCGAUCCUCCGCCGGGCAGCACUACCACUCAGCCUAGGCCUCGCCUCGGGCCUCAUCGCGGUACACAGCCAGCGGCCGCUGCGAUUCGACGCUCAGCCAGUCAUGGCCGGGCAGUCCCGGGCUUUCUCGAGCCGGGGACAAGAAGAAAGUCCAAGGAGGCGUGACGGUCUCAACUCAAACACCGUCAGCCAGCUAUCCGGGGGCAGUUUAUCAGGUUUCGUGGCUGGUGUUCUAGUAAGCGUAUUCUCCAAAACGCUCGUCCUGCUGGCAGGCAUCGCAAUGGUACUCGUCCAGGUGGCCCAGAGAAACGGGAUAGACCUGAUCUCGCAUUUCAAGCUCAAGCAGCGCCUCCAAUCGUCUCGUAUCCUGGCAGCGCUCAACCGGCAUACCGCUUUCAGGCUCUCAUUUGCCGUCGCCUUCACCCUUUCGGCCUUUAUGUCCUUCUAA
This is a messenger RNA of Canariomyces notabilis, 655 nucleotides long. RefSeq lists its product as uncharacterized. Lineage: Eukaryota; Fungi; Ascomycota; Sordariomycetes; Sordariales; Chaetomiaceae. The record is from RefSeq and is a predicted model, not a curated record. Bases 158 to 655 code for a protein of 165 amino acids. The transcript is spliced from 3 exons.